AUGCCCGCACCGUUAUUCCUCUCGGGAUCCUGUGAAGUUUGCGGGGACAAAACUUCCGGAAGACACUUUGGAGUAAUGAGUUGUCGGGCUUGUGCCGCAUUUUUCAGAAGAGCAGCAACAUGGAACCUAGAAAAGAGGAUAUGCCCAAACGGAACCUGUCAUACUAGCGUUAAUGGAAAAUUCAACUGCAAACAAUGCCGACUAAAAAAGUGUUUAGAUGUAGGCAUGGAUACUAGAAGAUUCCAGACAGAUCGAGACCUUAUUUCGUGUUCUGCUAUUUCUCAGUCUUUGGCCACAUUUCUCGGUCGACCCGAGUUCAUUUUGUGCUGCGAGCCAGACAGAGCAUCAGUGUUGAAGACAACAAUAGACGUUACUCGUUUAGUGAAUAUCGCAAGGGACAUGUUGCAGAAGCCAACAAACCAUGUUUUGCCCUCAAACAGUCUUGAACAACUGGCCACAACGCUCGACAACAUGCGAUGUGUCGAAUCGAACAAGGAAGUAAAAUUUAUCGAAAAAUAUGGAAAAGUAGAAACUUUGAAAUCUUGGGAACAGGGAUUUCUUCGAGUUGUGGAAUGGUUUUCCAAUUUUUCAGAAUUCAGAGAAUUGAAUGAACGUUUGAAGUUGGAAAUUGUAAAGUCAUGUUGGUUCUCCUGGACACGGUUGGAUAAGCUAUCGGAAACGGCUAACAAGCAGAUUAACAAAAUGCUCGGUAAAUCGCAGUUGAUGGUCGGUAAUGGUGCAUGUAUGAAUAUGAACAACUUCGAGAUUGAUUUAUCUUGGUGCACGAAUUAUUCGUUGGAGCAGCUGAAAUACUUUUUUCAAACACCGAAUGGUAAGAAAAACUUCCAACAGUCGAUACAGGAUAUGAUCGAUUUGAAUCCCAGCAGCAUUGAAGUCAGUUACAUGCUCCUACAUCUUUCUCUGGAGCACGCAGGAAAACGAUUACAUGGAGAUGCACUGGAUGCUACUGAAAAUUUAGUGCAAGUUCAGGCAAACAACUUGCAUAAAUAUUAUGUGGAGAAAUUGAAGUUGGCAAAUUAUUCGUCACGACUGACGCAGUUGAUGAGAAUCACAAGGACGUUGGAGGCAGAUAUAAGGAUUCGAAUUGAGAAGAAACAAAUUGCCGACGUGUUUAAUAUUAUGAAAAUUGAUUUUUCUCACCCAGAGAUGUUUGAAGCGACAUAAAAAGUUUACAUAACCUC
Molecule: messenger RNA, 1202 nt
Organism: Caenorhabditis elegans
Lineage: Eukaryota; Metazoa; Nematoda; Chromadorea; Rhabditida; Rhabditidae
Gene: nhr-18
Product: Nuclear hormone receptor family member nhr-18
Biological process (GO): regulation of DNA-templated transcription
Cellular component (GO): nucleus
Molecular function (GO): sequence-specific DNA binding; zinc ion binding; DNA-binding transcription factor activity
Source: RefSeq, marked reviewed